This is a messenger RNA of Homalodisca vitripennis (glassy-winged sharpshooter), 3966 nucleotides long. RefSeq lists its product as uncharacterized. Gene Ontology annotation, molecular function: protein binding. The transcript has 22 exons. The record is from RefSeq and is a predicted model, not a curated record. Bases 1 to 3780 code for a protein of 1259 amino acids. Lineage: Eukaryota; Metazoa; Arthropoda; Insecta; Hemiptera; Cicadellidae.
AUGAGGACCAGACGGAGAGGUACUGUGAGACCUCCCGGACUGUAUGUACACUCCAGUCCUCCUGCAGUGCUCCCUCCACAUCCCAGUGUGGUCCGUCAGUGGCUGCGGGGUGGAGAUGUGGACAAACUGGAGUCAGUGGUCAUUCAAGGUCAAGGCCACAAGCUCUUGGGGGAGUAUGCCUCUGACCUCAAAGUUCGAGCUUUCCUCAAGACCAUCCCUGCUUACUUGGCCCGGAUCGACAUGGUUCACGAGGCAGCUGCCAAGGGGAACCUGACGGACCUGAAGACUCUGCUGAAGCACAAUUCCGACCAGCAGUUCCCCCGCAAGAAGCUGGCCUCCCUGGCGCUGAGCAAGGAUCACUCAGGCACUGGACUCCUGCACAAGGCUGUGUACCAUGAGGACAGGGAGAUGGCAAGGUGGCUGGUAGACAACUACCCGGGCACAGUCACCGUCCGUGACAGGGAGGGCCGCACCCCCCUCCACUACUGUGGACGUUGCAGAGAUCCGGACUGGAUGUGGUCCACCCUCCGACAGGCUGGUGCAGACGCCGCCCUCUUGGAUCUUCAUGGUCGCACACCCACCUACUACAUGGAACAUCCCCAGGAGGCUAAACUUCCUACAACCCCCAACAACACUCCGGGUGGCCGCUUCACAUCCGGUGGAAACGUUCGCGGUAAAGCGAGUGGACGUCAAAGGGACGGCCCCGAUGGCGUCCAGGGCACUGGAACUGGCGACAAAGAUGGGGUUUCUAACAAGAGACUCGCAGGGGUUCUACAGGCUCCAGACGCCGAAGAAGCUGCGGGCGGUUGUGGUCAGAGCGAGGAAGGCUAUGGUGAGGAGGAAGGAGCAAAAGCGCAGAGGGAGAAGAAGGAAGGGCAGAAAGGGGAGGUCCAUGAGCAGACAUGGGGCUCGCAGGAGGAGACGUGGAAUCCCAUCCAGGUUGCUGAGGUACCGGAAGAGGAUGGUCUUGUGGUGAAGCCGGCAAACAUCCGAAUUUGGAUCCACGACCGGGAUCUGGGUCGACUGCGUGACGUCAUCUGGGAGGGCUAUGGCGACAAGCUACGUACCGAGACCAGUCAGCACCCGUCGGUGAAACAGUUCCUGGCAGGUGUUCCCUACGUCAUGGGAACAAUCAAGGACGUACACACGGCGGCAGUCAACAACGAUCCGAUCCUGCUGAGGAAGAGGACUGAAGAUCCGGUUCCUCGGGAGAUCCUUCUCGCAAAGGAUAAGAAUGGCUUAACGCCUCUCCACAAGGCAGCAGGGUUGGGCCACGAGGAGGUGAUAAGGGCCAUUCUGUCCUCCUGCCCUGAGGCUUUGUCCAGGACAGAUCGAGAGGGCAGGACUGCUCUUCAUUACGCGGCGGCAGCCAAGGGAAGUGGAACCUCUUACGACACCCUCUUAGAAUAUGGGGCUGAAGAGAAUAUUCUGGAUAAGAAAGGCAAGUCUCCUAGUCAUUACGUCCGGAACCCGAAGGAAAUCGACCAGAACCUUCUAAAUGUGAUCCCUGAUGCCCCACGGGCAGGCAACAACUUACCUCCAUCUUGGGACUGGAGUCAAUUGUGGGGAGAUGGUGAGAGGGCUGGAAGAGCGAGGCUACCCCCACCUCCACCAGCUCUCAGCAACAAUGGCGACAGUGCCUUCGAGGAUAUGGGACAGGAGGACUUAUCAGACAAGCAGAGUCCACAAAUCACAGAGAUACCAGCUGAUGGAAAGGAGGAAAUUCCUCGGCCAGGAACAUAUGAUUUAGAUGCUGACGAAGGCGUAGAAGAAGAGGAAGGAGAUGAGGAAAAGGAGAAAGGAUAUAACGCGGACACUGAUGAGCUGGAGGGACACUAUGAGGCAGAGUACGCUGAAGUGGACCCUGAAUACGAGCUAACCAAUGAACCCAACUUGAAUGAAGGUGGAAUCGGUGAUCAAACUAAACUUGGGGAUCCACCAAAUACUAUCCCUGAAGAAGGGAACGGCAGAGCAGAAGAUGGUGAAAAGGAUGUUUCAGAUGGACAUGUAGAUAGGAUUAGCCCAGAGGCGGUGAUGGAUGAGGAAGACAGAGUGCGGAGGGUAGUAGCGAGUGGCAAUAUUGAGCAGUUGGCAGCACUGGUUCUGUCGGGGGAAGGAGAGGCCUUGGCGAAACAUCGCAGUGGUAAUCCUGACGUCCAGAUGUUCAUUAACAACAUUCCCAUUUAUCAGAAAAAGAUCGAGAAGGUGCACACUGCUGCCAGGCAAGGAAAUCUGCGAGAGCUCCAGUCGGCAUUGGAUCGGCGGAAGUUCUCUGUUGCCCGAGAGAGCGGAUCUUCUUUACGUCUCACACCACUGCAUGUGGCAGUUCUGUACGGUAGAACAGCUGUCGUGAGGUUCCUGGGCAGUCGUUUCCCCGAGACCCUACAGGCCCAGGAUGCCAAGGGCCGCUCACCGCUUCACUACGCUGCUACACUCCCCGAUAAUGGCCAUUACUUCGGACUCCUGGAGGCUCUGGGCGCUGACAAGAACCUGAGGGACUUAGAAGGCAAAACUGCAGAUGACUAUCUGAAUCAUCAAGAUAAUGUGACAUACGAACAACUUCUGGCAGAGUUUGAGGGCCAAGAGGUUGGAAGUCUUGGACAAAAUUUAGAAGAUGGAGACCUCUCCGAUAAAGGUCUCAGGGAAAAGGCGGUCGUUUCGAAGUCUACAACUUCCUGCGCUCCAUUCCCGGUGUUCGGUCCAGAGGACAGCCAAUACCUCGCAGACUCACUGGGCCAGCCUCUUAUCAAGGGUCUGACGGAGGUGGCGAGCAAGAGACCCCCUGACCCUGUGAAGUACUUGGCCAACUACCUCUACACCUAUGAGGAUGACCCUAGCAAUCAAAUCAACGGCCAGCCUAAGGUAUUGGAGCAGACAUUUACGGUUGGAGAGGAUCAUCAGCUGACGGCUCCUCCACCACUGCCGGUGGAGGCCAUGGUCAGGGAGGACGGGGCGGAACAUGAAGAAGAUGGAGAAGAGGGUCAAGUCAGGCGGACUCCAGAGCCCCUACCGACUGCAUUCAAACCAACGCAACGGGACGAGUUCGGUCAGAUGAUCCUCCACUUCGCGAUGGCGCGCACUCACGGGCGAAACGCGGUGUUCCAGCUACUGCAAGAGGUCGACUGCAACAUCGCGCUCAGAGACGAGCUGUACCGCACUCCACGUGACGUCGCCGUGCAAGUUAACAUCUCCGAGAACGUCGAGGCUAUCGACAAGUACGUCGUCAGCCUAGCGGCCAUAGGUGAACUGGACAAGUUGCGAGAGCUUCUGGUGGAAGGCUACGACCACAUCCUGGACGCCAGGGACGACAACUCUACUGUAACCGAGGUCGCAAACGAGCGCAACCAAACCGCAACACUCACCUUCCUCGACUCCAUCAACAGUUUUGAGGACAAGAGGGAGAGGUUGCAUCGUGCCAUCCGAUUGGCCAGUGACAGCCAAGUGCAGGAGAUGCUGAGGUCCAACCCCGGUCUGGCUCUGGCCAAGAAUCAGUACUCCAGGUGCAGCCUACACAUCGCUGUCCUCAACCAGCACGACUCCAUCGUCCAGCACAUAGCCCAGAAGUACCCGCAGACUCUCGUCGUCGGUGAUAACCUGAUGAGGACGGCUCUCCAUUACGCUAUGGGGGUGGAGAGGGUGGAGACGCUCAGCAAAAUCCUGAUACAAGCUGGAGCUACGAGGGUUGUCAAGGAUUUGAAAGGGCGACAACCGAGUUAUUACUUCAUGAACAAGUCUGAGAUUCAAAAACUGCAAGACGAGGAAGAUAUGUUAAGGGUUUAAACAAACUAGGCAUUAUUUAUCGAGGAAUCAUCUUUGUUGUUUCUGGAUCAAAUAGUUUUUGUACACUUUGAAAUCAAUUAACCAUUUGUUGGCAAACAAAUUUAUAUUUUACAGGUAUUAUUUAUCACCAUCAUGUUCACACCCAUCCACCACACCAGUUGUUUAGGUCAGACAGUUGAUUAUCAA